Molecule: messenger RNA, 2100 nt
Organism: Papaver somniferum (opium poppy)
Lineage: Eukaryota; Viridiplantae; Streptophyta; Magnoliopsida; Ranunculales; Papaveraceae
Product: polygalacturonase QRT3-like
Exons: 3
Coding region: 183-1841 (552 amino acids)
Molecular function (GO): polygalacturonase activity
Source: RefSeq, a predicted model, not a curated record
UCGAUAUAAAUGUAAAAGUCCAGAUAAUAAUAAAUUCGUACAUUCAAUUCUUUUGAAUUCGUUUGGUAUCCACAUCUUACUACUCUAACCCCGAGAAACACAUUGCCAAAUCUCUUCAUCUUCUCAAUAUAUAUUACAGAGGGAGUUGAAAGAAAUAUCAAGAAAACAAGAUACAAAACAAAAUGAGAGUAACAAACGCAAAGAAAGCUCUGGGUUUGUCAAUGUUGAUUGGGUUUAUUAGUUCUAGUCUCAUUAUAAUACAUGUCGUUGUUGGUUCUACUACUACUACUGCUGCUACUGAUGAUCAUCAUCAACAUCAUCAUCAUCGUGAUGAGAAGUACAAUCAAGAAAUGAAUCAAAUGAAGGGUAUUAAAACGAUGUUUCUUGGAAGAAAUUUGGUUUCUGUUCCCCCACUUCCUUCAAUUUCUCCUUUUCCUAGUCAUCCACCACAACAGAUGUCACCGGCAGAUUCACGAGUAUAUAAAGUAACGGCUUAUGGUGCAGACCCAACAGGAAAAACAGAUAGCACGAAAGCUCUGCAGCAAGCAUUUCUUGACGCUUUUAAUGCAGCAACAACAACCGCAACUGCAAAUGAUAAACUUAAUGAGUUUCUAAUGCAAGGCAUAACUGAUCUUGGAGGUCCUCAAAUUAACCUUGAAGGAGGUUCAUAUACCAUCAGCAGUCCUUUACAUUUUCCACCCACAGGAGGAGGAAACUUAGUGAUUCAUGGAGGAUCAUUACGGGCAUCAGAAAGCUUUCCAAAAGACGGAUACCUAAUCCAGCUUUCCGCGUCGUCUAGGUCAUCAAGUAGUGGCCUUGACUCGGAGAACAAGGAUAUGAAACAGAAUAAUGGUAGUACUAGUACUAGUUCAUAUAAACAGGAUAAUGGAAUGGAACAAGAGCUUACUUCAUCAGCUUACGCAUACGAAUACAUAACCGUCAAAGACGUAAUGUUAGAUGCAAACUACACAGGUGGUGGAAUUUCAGUUAUCAACUCACUUAGAACAACCAUUGAUAACUGCUACAUUUCUCAUUUCACAACAGAUGGAAUUCUUGUGCAAGGUGGUCAUGAGACCUACAUACAUAAUUCAUUCUUAGGUCAACACAUUACUGCUGGUGGUGAUCCUGGCGAAAAGAACUUUGGAGGAACUGGAAUUAACAUAAUGGGUAACGACAAUGCAGUGACAGAUGUUGUAAUCUUCUCAGCUGAAACAGGCAUUAGGAUAUCUGGUCAAGCUAACAUUCUUACAGGGGUACAUUGUUAUAAUAAGGCCACAGGUUGGGGUGGAACUGGGGUUUAUUUAACUUCAGCAGGCUCAAUUCAAACUCGGAUAGCCAAUUCAUAUAUGGAUUUCACUGGAAUUGUCGCUGAAGACCCUUCACAGCUUCAUAUUUCUAAUACAUUUUUUCUUGGUGAUGGUUUCAUUCUUCUGAAAUCGAAUAGGGGCGAGAUACAUGGAGUUAACAUUGUUGAUAAUAUGUUUUCUGGGAGUGGUAAAGGGAUUGAUAUUGUUCAGUUGGAUCAAUCUAAGUCUCCAUUUACAACGGUCGAUCAAAUUGUUGUUGACCGAAAUAAUGCACGAGGAAUGAAUCUUAGAUCAACUGUUGGUAAGGGAUCGAUACAAGGGAAUGGAAGUUCAUGGAGUUUAGAUUUUAAUGGGGUGUUAUUGUUUCCUAACCUCAUCAAGCAUGUACAAUACACUUUGAGUACUUCGACGGGGUCGUUUCCUAAUCAUGCCCUGACAAAUGUAACUGGUAAUCGGGUCGUUGUCGAGUCGGAUAAACCUGUUGCUGCUAAAGUUUUCGUUACGGUUGAUCAAAGUACGACGAUUGAUAGUUGAUUCUCUUGGAACUAAUAUAGUAUAUGAGUUGAUACAAUAUGAAGUCUACAUUUAUACAUCCUUUCAUGUUCAUGUAAAAUUUGUUGAAACUGAAAUUUUUUCAAGUUGAGAAAUAGCUUGCAUCUGCUGCAUUUUUAGCAGUAAAUGUAUGCAGCUAUUAUUACGUUUAUAACCGACUAAGAGUUGGUGGUGAGCCAGACAUGUAUGGUGUUUUUGAUGUUGAUCAAGAAUAAGUAAUUUGAGUCUAUGUUGGGUUUAA